Molecule: messenger RNA, 4042 nt
Organism: Daucus carota subsp. sativus
Lineage: Eukaryota; Viridiplantae; Streptophyta; Magnoliopsida; Apiales; Apiaceae
Exons: 2
Coding region: 172-3684 (1170 amino acids)
Source: RefSeq, a predicted model, not a curated record
ACCAAUUUGGUAGUACAAAAUAAAGAGGAUUUUUGUGGGCCCAGACAGAGGAUUUAAAACACAAGAAUUUGCAUUUAGUAAGCGCAUAUAUGCUCGGUGCUUUUCUGAAACAAGAGCAUUGAGUUUAUAGAUUUUCCGGCGAUCGUGAAAUAUUUUCUGGUGAUCAAUUCAAUGGUGGUACUAAGCACGACGGAGCUUCCUCCGGACUAUGUGUCCCUUUCUGAUCUGCGUGAUCGGUGGUUGAAACAACAGAAUGAGAAGAAGCAACGAGAAGAGGAAAAUGCAGGGCAGAAGAGCGGUGGCGAUGAUUCCGGGAAGGGGGUUGUGGAGCUUGCGGGGGAUGGAGGGAAAGUGGGUUUUAGGGGGUUUAGGGAGAGGAGGACUGGGAGAGAUGGAGGGGAUCGGGAGAGAGAUGAGGGGAGAGGAGAGAUGGGUGGGAAGGGAAAUGUGGGGAGGAGGGUAGAGAUGGGUGGCAAGGGCAGGAGGAGUAUAAAGAUUUGGUGGGGUUUUUCGGGGUUUGGGGAGAUGAAGGUUGAUGAGGGAGAGGAUGGUGAUGAUAGAAGUUAUCGUGGGGAGAGAAGGAGGGUUGGGGGUGUCUGGGAGAGAGAUGAGGGAGAUGCAAAGAGGGGAGAGGUUUCGAGGGGUUAUGCGGGGUUUGAGAGAGGUUUAAGGGGGAAUGUGGGUGGUGGUGGGGUGGUGGAGGGUUUUAAGGGGGGUGGGAGUAGGAGGGUUUAUGAGGCGGAGGAUGUUGGUGGGGAUCGGAGGGGGUUUGGAAAAGGUUUGGGAGUUGAGAAGAGAAAUGUGGUGGAUAGUUUCAAGGGGUUUGGAAAGAAGAGAUUUGAUGAGACAGAGGAUGUUGGCGAGGAUUUUAGGAGGUUUGGGAGAGGUUCGGGGCUUGGGAAGGGGGAAAUGGAGGUUGAGAAGGGGAAUGUGAUGGGUGGUGAGGUGAUGAGGGGUUUGAAGGGGUAUGGAAAGAGGAUGGUUGAUGAGGUGGAGGAUGUUGGUGGGGAUCGGAGGAGAUUUGGAAAAGGUUUGGGAGUUGAGAAGAAAAAUGUGGUGGAUGGUUUCAAGGAGCAUGGAAAGAAGAGAUUUGAUGAGACGGAGGAUGUUGGCGAUGAUUUUAGGAGGUUUGGGAGAGGUUCGGGGCCUGGGAAGGGGGAGAAGGAGGUUGAGAAGGGGAAUGUGAUGGGUGGUGAGGUGAUGAGGGGUUUGAAGGGGUAUGGAAAGAGAAUGGUUGAUGAGGUGGAGGAUGUUGGUGGGGAUCGGAGGAGGUUUGGAAAAGGUUUGGGAGUUGAGAAGAGAAAUGUGGUGGAUGGUUUCAAGGGGUAUGGGAAGAAGAGAUUUGAUGAGACGGAGGAUGUUGGCGAGGAUUUUAGGAGGUUUGGGAGAGGUUCGGGGCCUGGGAAGGGGGAGAAGGAGGUUGAGAAGGGGAAUGUGAUGGGUGGUGAGGUGAUAAGGGGUUUGAAGGGGUAUGGAAAGAGAAUGGUUGAUGAGGUGGAGGAUGUUGGUGGGGAUCGGAGGAGGUUUCGAAAAGGUUUAGGGGUUGAGAAGAGAAAUGUGGUGGAUGGUUUUAAGGGGUAUGGAAAGAAGAGAUUUGAUGAGACGGAGGAUGUUGGCACGGAGGAUGUUGGCGAGGAUUUUAGGAGGUUUGGGAGAGGUUCGGGGCCUGGGAAGGGGGAGAAGGAGGUUGAGAAGGGGAAUGUGAUGGGUGGUGAGGUGAUGAGGGGUUUGAAAGGGUAUGGAAAGAGAAUGGUUGAUGAGGUGGAGGAUGUUGGUGGGUAUCGGAGGAGGUCUGGAAGAGGUUUGGGGGUUGAGAAGAGAAAUGUGGUGGAUGGUGAGGUGUUGGAGGGUUUUAAGGGGUAUGGAAAGAGGAGAGUUGAUGAGCCGGAGGAUGUUGGUGAGGAUUGUAGGAGGUUUGGGAGAGGUUCGGGGCCUGGGAAGGGUAAGAAGGAGGUUCAGAAGGGGGAUGUGAUGGGCGGUGAGGUGUAUGGAAAGAGGAGGGUUGAUGAGGUGGACGAUGUUGGUGGGAAUCGUAGGAGGUUCGGAAGAGGUUUGGUGGUUAAUAAGAGAAAUGUGGUGGAUGGUGAGGUGUUGGAGGGUUUCAAGGGGUAUGGAAAGAGGAGGGUUGAUGAGAUGGAGGAUGUUGGUGAGGAUUGUAGGAGGUUUGGGAGAGGUUCGGGGCCCGUGAAGGGGGAGGAGGUUCAGAAGGGGGAUGUGAUGGGUCGUGAGGUGUUGGAGGGUUCAAAGGGGUAUGGAAAGCGGAGGGUUAAUUAUGAAGUGGAUGUUAGGGGGAAAUUUGGAGGUUUGGAGAUGGAUGAUGGUAGGAAGGGGAGUGUGAGGUAUGGCGGGGAUCGCAGGAGGUUUGGAAAAGGUUCAGGGGAUGGGGUUGAGAAGAAAAAUGUGGUGAAUGUGAGGGAGAAAAAUGUGGUGGGCGUUAAGGUACUGGAGAGUUCGAAGGGUAAUGGAAAAUGGGUGAUUGAUGAGGUGGAGCAUGUUGGGAGAAAAUUUGGAGGUUUGGAGCUUAGUAGUGAGAGGGAGGGUAGUGAUAAGUAUGGUGGGGAUCGUAGGAGGUUUGGAUUCGUUUCGGGGGUUUGGAAGGGAAGAAAUGAAUUUCAGAGCGAUGUGAGGGAGGAAAAUGUGGUGAAUGUUAAGAUGCCGGAGGAUUCAAAGGUUUUGGUUGAAAGGCGUCUGAAUGGCAGGAUGAAGGGCAAGUUUGGUAGGGAUCGUCGUAGGUUUGAAAAAGUUUCAAGGGCUACGAAGGGAAAGAAUGUAAUUGAUGUGAGGGAGGAAAGUGAAGUUGUGGAGGGAAAUGUGGUGGAUGUAAGUAAUGAAAAUGUAGUGGAUGGCAAGAUGUCAGAGGUUACUGAGAUUGUGGAUAUUGGGAAAGAAUUCGGAGAUUUGACGAUUAACGGUGGUGGAAGGAAAGGUAAGUUUAAGCCCGGUGGAGAUCAUCGUAGAUUUCGACACCGGAAGAAGAAGAUAUACGUUCCUGUGAGCAAAGGAAAUGAAGUUGAGAAGCCAAUUCCGAUGGCUGUGAAAAAAGAAAAUGAAGUUGAGAAGCCUAUUGCAGUUGCUGCAGGGGGAGAAAAGGUAGAUGUGAAGCCAAUUUCGAUGGCUGUGAUAAAAGAAAAUGAAGGAGAGAAGCCAAUUGCAGCUGCUGUGAGGGGAGAAGAUGAAGUUGAGAAGCCAAUUUUGCUGGCGGUUAGAAAAGAAAAUGAAGUUGAGAAACCUAUUGUGGUUGCUGUGAGUGGAGAAAAUGAAGUUGAGAAGUCAAUUCCUGUGGCUGUGAGAAAAAAAAAUGAAGUUGAGAAGAAUAUCACAGUUGCUGUGAAGGGAGAAAAUGAAGCUGAGAAGCCAAUUGUGGUUGAUGUGAGGGUAGAAAGUGAAGUUGAGAAGCAUUAUCUGGUGGAUGUUAAAGAAGAAAAUGAUGCUGAGAAGCAGAUUCCAGUGGCUGUGAGAGAUGAGAAUGAAGUUGAGAAGCAGAAUCUGUUAAAUGUGAAGAUGUCGGAGACUCUGAAGGGUUUUGGUCAUAGGUGGGGAGAUGAGGCGACUGGGGGGACAUCUGAAGGUAUUCCUCGUAAUGGUUGGAGAAAGGGAAAUAAGUAUGGUAGGAGUCAUGGGAGGUUUGGAUCCUGGAAGAAUAAGCAGACAGAGAGUGGCAUGAUGUGGGUGAAAAAAAUGUGAUGCAGGAGCUGAUAAACAAGCUCAGGUGAAGACGACGGCAUGUCAAGUGGAAUGAUUGUGCACAGAUGAGUUGCAGCAACAUUACAAAGCACCAUUUCACCAUCUCUCGCCAUGUAGAUGUAUAUCGAGCUUGUUCUUUAGGUUUCAUAGUUUCAAUUGUAAACUUUAAAUGCUGUUCUGGAGCUCGGUGCUGAGCCAGUUGUGUCCGAUUAGGUCCUUUCUCUUUUUUUUUCGUCAGUUAAGACUCAGGGUCAUGGGAGACUCUGUAUUGUCUGAUAAACAUAGGCCUUUUUCUGAUGAAAACAGCCCUCUCUGGUAUAAAAGAGAAAAAUAUUUGGUCCCUUUUACAGGACUUACA